Messenger RNA from Ostrinia nubilalis (European corn borer), 8033 nucleotides. It is a transcript of the gene mask, whose product is annotated as ankyrin repeat and KH domain-containing protein mask. Lineage: Eukaryota; Metazoa; Arthropoda; Insecta; Lepidoptera; Crambidae. Gene Ontology annotation, molecular function: RNA binding; protein binding. Gene Ontology annotation, cellular component: cytoplasm. The record is from RefSeq and is a predicted model, not a curated record. Gene Ontology annotation, biological process: innate immune response. The transcript has 44 exons. The coding region runs from base 1 to 6855 and encodes 2284 amino acids.
AUGGGCGACACGGCGCUGACGUACGCAUGUGAGAACGGUCACAUCGACGUGGCCGAGCUACUCCUGCGAGCCGGCGCCGAGCUCGAGCACGAGAGCGAGGGCGGCCGCACGCCGCUCAUGAAGGCCUGCCGCGCCGGGCACGUGUGCACCGUGCAGUUCCUCGUGGGCAAGAGCGAGGGCGGCCGCACGCCGCUCAUGAAGGCCUGCCGCGCCGGGCACGUGUGCACCGUGCAGUUCCUCGUGGGCAAGGGUGCGGACGUCAACCGUAUGACGGCGAAUGGCGACCACACCCCGCUGUCGCUGGCGUGCGCGGGCGGACACGUGGACGUGGUGAAGUUCCUGCUGGCCUGCGACGCGGAUCCCUUCCGCAAGCUCAAGGACAACUCCACCACGCUCAUCGAGGCGGCCAAGGGCGGGCACACGCCCGUCGUGCAGCUGCUGCUCGACUACCCGCACUCCGUCAUGCUGCCGAGAGCAGGCAACGGCGCUGCGGAGGAGGGCAGCGGUCUAAGCGCGGCGCAAGCGGCGGCGCUAGGGUUGUCGCACGCGCCCGCGCCCGGCGCGCCCGCGGCCCGCGCGCUGCUGCCGGCGCACCCGCACCACGCGCACCACCCCGCCCUCGCCGCCGCCGCCCCCGCGCCGGCGCCGGCGCAGCCCACGGCUGAGCCGCCUGAACUGCCGGCGGACUUCACCAAGCCCUACUACGAUGGUCGCAAGAAGCAGGGCGCGGUGGCGGCUCCCCCGCCAGCGGGCGCAGCGGGCGCGGCGGGCCCCGGGGCGCCGUCGCCGGUGCCCGCGCCCGGCCAGCUGCCCAAGCACAAGUGCGCUCGCAAACAGCGCGCCGCGCCGCCGCACUCCGACCACCAUCUGCCGCCGCCGCCUGAUAUACUCGACGACCAGAUACGCCACGGAGCCAUGGCUAACGUAUCGCUCCCACCCGGCUUUACGUGGAAGGAUGUUAACAAGAAUAGAGCCAAAUAUAAAGACAUUAAAAAAAACGUAAAUAGAUCGGAGGCACUUGCCAGUCAACCCCGCAACGAAGCACUGCCAGAGACUGAGCGGAAUCUUCUCGAAUUAGCUGAUCCCUCAGGUCUGACGACCAUCCACCCCCCCACCACGCCGCCGUACCCCCCUCCACAGCAGUUGUUCCCCGUGCAACAACUCGCUACCAACCUCAACCAGCACCAGUUUGUUGAACUCCAACAGCAGCAAUUCCAGCAGCAGUUCCAACAACUGGCCGCGCAGCUGCAGCAGCAGCAGCAGCCGCAACCGCAACCUCAACCGCAGCCGCAAACGCAACCGCAGCCGCAGCCCAAAAAGCAACCGCAGCAACAACAGCAGCCGCAACAACAACAACAGCCGUCUCAACCACAGCAACUGCCUCAGCAACCUUACGUACAGAAUGUGCAGCAUGCGCCCGAAGGAUACGUGCCAUUGGGCGAGGAUGGGUCGGGCGUGGAGGCGCGCGAGCUGGGCGCGGUGCUGGCCUACCUGCAGCGCGAGGUGCCGUCGCUGGUGGCGCUGCCGCCGCACGAGCUGCGCUCGCUGGUGCUGCAGGUUAUGCAGCAGAAGUCUCACGAGAUCCUCUCGGCGAAGUGCGAGGGCGCGGGCGCGGGCGACGAAGGCGACGAGCGCGCCACGCGUCGCAUCCUGGCCGCGGCCGAGGAGGCGCUCAACGCCGACUGGGCCAAGAGCCCGGACUACCACCAUCAUCACCACCACCACCAUCACCACCUCGACCUCACGCAGCAAGUGAACGCGGGCUGCCAGUACCGAGUGCGGCCGUCUUCUCCCGCGGGCGUGCUGAGCCCCGGCGCGCUGGCGCUCACGCGGCCCGAGGAAGAAGCGCCGCAGCAGCAGCAGCAAAUCCCGCAGCAACAGCAGCAGCUUCCGCAGCAACAGCAGCUUCCACAGCAGCAGCAGCAGGUCCCGCAGCAGCUGGCCCAGCCGCAGCAGCAGCCUGACCUCCAACAGCCGCACUUCGCGCUGCCGGCGCCGACGUUGUCCUAUGAGGAUUACAGAUCGGGCGGCACGUUCAUGGCGGGCGCGGCGGGGGCGGCGGGCGCGGGGGCGGCGCCCGCGCUGCCGCAGCCGCCGGCGCCGCACCACGCCAAGCACCACCACCCGCCCAACCAGGUGCUCAAGAAGAAGGUCAAGGGCCGCUGCUCCCAAACGCGGUUCGGCGGCGCGGGCGGGGCCGCCAACGCGGGCGCCGGCGCGGGCCGCACGCGCGGCGCCGACCCCGCCGCGCCCGCCGCCUACUCCGCCAUGGACGUGGACACCGAGACCGACUCCAACCACGACACCGCGCUCACGCUCGCGGCCGCCGGCGGCCACGAGGAGCUGGUCGAGCUGCUGCUGUCGCGCGGCGCCGACAUCGAGCACCGCGACAAGAAGGUACGUGACUCACGACGCGGGCCCGACCCCGCCGCGCCCGCCGCCUACUCCGCCAUGGACGUGGACACCGAGACCGACUCCAACCACGACACCGCGCUCACGCUCGCGGCCGCCGGCGGCCACGAGGAGCUGGUCGAGCUGCUGCUGUCGCGCGGCGCCGACAUCGAGCACCGCGACAAGAAGGGCUUCACACCCCUCAUCCUGGCAGCGACGGCGGGCCACGAGAAGAUCGUCGAGAUCCUCCUGAACCAUGGCGCCGACAUCGAGGCGCAGUCCGAGCGCACCAAGGACACGCCGCUCUCGCUGGCCUGCAGCGGCGGCCGCUACGAGGUCGUCGAGCUCAUCCUCAGCCGCGGCGCCAACAAGGAGCACCGCAACGUGUCGGAUUAUACGCCGCUGUCGCUCGCUGCGUCGGGCGGAUACGUCAAUAUCAUCCGGCUGCUGCUGCACCACCAGGCGGAGAUCAACUCCCGCACGGGCUCGAAGCUGGGCAUCUCGCCGUUGAUGCUGGCGGCCAUGAACGGACACACGGCGGCCGUGCGCCUGCUGCUUGACUGCGGCUCCGACAUCAACGCGCAGAUCGAGACCAACCGCAACACCGCGCUCACGCUCGCCUGCUUCCAAGGCCGGCACGAGGUGGUGAGCCUGCUCCUAGACCGCAAGGCGAACGUGGAGCACCGCGCCAAGACGGGGCUCACGCCGCUCAUGGAGGCGGCCAGCGGCGGCUACGUCGAGGUGGGCCGCGUGCUGCUGGACAAGGGCGCCGACGUCAACGCGCCGCCCGUGCCCUCGUCGCGCGACACCGCGCUCACCAUCGCCGCGGAUAAAGGACACACCAAGUUCGUCGAGCUGCUGCUGCAGAGGCGAGCGGCGGUAGAGGUGAAAAACAAAAAAGGCAACUCCCCCCUGUGGCUGGCGGCCAACGGCGGCCACCUCACAGUCGUCGAAAUGCUCUACGCAGCCGGCGCGGACAUCGACUCGCAGGACAAUAGAAAGGUUUCAUGCCUAAUGGCCGCAUUUAGAAAGGGCCAUACUAAAGUAGUUAAAUGGAUGGUAGGCGUAGUUACGCAGUUCCCCUCUGACCAGGAAAUGACAAGGUACAUCUGUACAAUAUCGGACAAGGAACUCCUUGAGAAAUGCCAGGAGUGCGUGCGCGUGAUCCGCGCGGCCAAAGAGACGCAAGCGGCGCGCGCCAACCAAAACGCGACCAUCUUACUUGAGGAGUUGGACGCCGAGCGCUGCCGCGAGGAGACGCGCCGCCAGGCCGCCGCGCGCCGCCGCGAGCGCAAGAAGAAGAAGAAGAUGGAGAAGAAGGAGGAACGUCGCAAACUGCAGGCGGAGAACGACAAGAAUUCGAUGUACAGCGAGAAGGCGCUGGGCGAGUGCUCCGAGGGCGGCGAGCCCGACGACGAGCCCGCCGCCAAGGAGGAGGGCGACUCCGGCAUCGACGCCAACUCGCAGGGCUCAUGCUCUUCCUCGGAUGUGAAAGCUCCCCCCGCGCAAAACACCAAGUGCAAAAAGAAGAAGAAAGAGGAGAAAACGCCCCCACCACCUGCAGCCAGCAACAAGAAACAACCUGACAAACCGACAAAACCCAAACUAGAGACAAAGCCAGAGAAGGAGAGCACCCCAAAGGCGGAUAAGAAAGAGAAGGAGAAUGUCGCGCCUGCAUCCCCUCCCCCCACGCCCGCGCGGGCCCCCGCCGCGCCGCCUCGGCAAGAGAAGAGAGACAAAAAACCUGAAGAGGAUAGCCCUAAGAGCAUUACAGUACAAAAUGUAAAUAAAUACGGGAAUAACUCUAGAAAGAGUCAAGUGUUCGAAUCCACUAGGCACAAUGUGGACAAGGACGAGUUUGACACGACAGAAAAAGUUAAAAAGUCACACAAGUAUCAACUGGAGGCAGAGGGCAAGAGCACGUCGCCCAAGGGCGGCUGCGUGGGCGGGCGGCGCGAGGACGGCUGGAAGGAGGUCGUGCGCAAGUCCAGCGUGCAGACGCUCUCCACCGUUGAGCCGGGCUGCAAGAAAGUGUCAGUGGCGUCGCACGCCAUCUCGCGGGUGAUCGGGCGCGCGGGCAGCAACAUCAACGCCAUCCGCGCCGCCACCGGCGCGCACAUCGAGGUCGACAAGCAGAGCAAGGGCCAGGGCGAGCGCAUCAUCACCAUCAAGUGUGUCGUGGCGUCGCACGCCGUCUCGCGGGUGAUCGGGCGCGCGGGCAGCAACAUCAACGCCAUCCGCGCCGCCACCGGCGCGCACAUCGAGGUCGACAAGCAGAGCAAGGGCCAGGGCGAGCGCAUCAUCACCAUCAAUGUCGUGGCGUCGCACGCCGUCUCGCGGGUGAUCGGGCGCGCGGGCAGCAACAUCAACGCCAUCCGCGCCGCCACCGGCGCGCACAUCGAGGUCGACAAGCAGAGCAAGGGCCAGGGCGAGCGCAUCAUCACCAUCAAUGUCGUGGCGUCGCACGCCGUCUCGCGGGUGAUCGGGCGCGCGGGCAGCAACAUCAACGCCAUCCGCGCCGCCACCGGCGCGCACAUCGAGGUCGACAAGCAGAGCAAGGGCCAGGGCGAGCGCAUCAUCACCAUCAAUGUCGUGGCGUCGCACGCCGUCUCGCGGGUGAUCGGGCGCGCGGGCAGCAACAUUAACGCCAUCCGCGCCGCCACCGGCGCGCACAUCGAGGUCGACAAGCAGAGCAAGGGCCAGGGCGAGCGCAUCAUCACCAUCAAUGUCGUGGCGUCGCACGCCGUCUCGCGGGUGAUCGGGCGCGCGGGCAGCAACAUCAACGCCAUCCGCGCCGCCACCGGCGCGCACAUCGAGGUCGACAAGCAGAGCAAGGGCCAGGGCGAGCGCAUCAUCACCAUCAAUGUCGUGGCGUCGCACGCCGUCUCGCGGGUGAUCGGGCGCGCGGGCAGCAACAUCAACGCCAUCCGCGCCGCCACCGGCGCGCACAUCGAGGUCGACAAGCAGAGCAAGGGCCAGGGCGAGCGCAUCAUCACCAUCAAGGGCUCAGCGGAGGCCACGAAGCAAGCGGGCUCGCUGAUCGCGGCCAUGAUCCGCGAUCCCGAGGCGGACAUCGCGGCGCUGCUGCCGCCCAAGCCCGCCAAGCAGCCGCCGCCGCAGCCGCAGCCGCCGCAGCCCAAGCCGCCCAAGCAGCCGCCGCCCAAGCAGGGCAGCAGCGUGAGCGCGAGCGCUAGUAGCCGCAGCACGCCGACGGCGCGCGCGCCCGCCGCCACCAAGCAGCACGCCACCACCGCGCGCCCGCCGCAGCUGCGUUUGCACGUGGCAGUAGGCGAGAAGCGCGCGUCGUCAUCCGGCGCUAGCGGCAACGUACCAGCGCCAGCCGCUAAGCCCACGCUAUCCUACACCGGAGCCAUCGUAGGCGCGCGCUCCCACACCUUCGCUGCUAAACUUACGGCCACCGCGCCAGCCGCGUCCGCGCCCGUAGCGCCGCCUACACCCGCGCCCGCGCCACAGCCCGCUGAGAAACGACCCACGCUGCAGCUAAGCCCUGAUAAUUCAAGCUCAUGGAGCGACAAUCAAGAGAAUACAUCGAAUCCCUCUACAGCGCUGCACAUCAACACCACGCCCCAGGCAUCGGGCAGCAGCGGCGGCGGCGCGCAGGAGUACUCGCUGUUCAAGGACCUGUCGGCGGCCGGGGGCGGCAUGUGGGCCGCCGACCACAGCGUCGAGCCGCCGCCGCAGCGUUCGCCCAUGGUGGACGCGAGCAAAGCGCCGGGCUACCGCGGCGGCGGCGGCGGCUGCUCGCCGUGCUCGCGCGCGUCGUCGCACGGCUCGACGCCGCCGCCGGCCUACCAGCCGCCGCACUCGCACGCCAUACACCCGCAGCCCGCCUACCACCAGCCCUUGCCCAUUGGCAACAGCGUGAAUGCAAUGGAUAUGAGUGGGUUAUCAAGAAAUGGAACUAUUUACCAAGACAACUCCCGGAAUGGACACAACAUGAUGGUAUCGAUGUCGAGCGGCGUGAACAUGAGCAGCUCGGCGAUGGGGCUGGGCUACGUGGGCGUGGGCUCGGUGGGCUCGGGCGUGGGCGUGGGCGUGGAGUCCGCGUCGCGCCUCAACCCGCGCGCGCCCGACUUCGCGCAGAGACACCCGCUCAUGCAGCACAAGCACAACCAACAGUUGUUCACGAGCGCGAACAACGCGGCCAACCUGAGCACGCUGCUGAUGUCGUACCAGCAGCCAGCGCCUAAGCCCAUGCCGCACACGCCGCAGCCCCACCACCCCUACCAGUCGCUACUGGAGCGGGGGGUGGGCGUGGGCGUGGGCCCGGUGGGCGGCGCGGGCUGGGGCGAGGAGGAGGAGCGCAAGCCGCGGCCCAUCGGCACCGAGCGCGCCUGGAAGCUGACGGCCGGCGACGACUGGCCGCACCCGCACCACCCGCACCAUCCGCACCACCCGCACACGGACCACGACCGGUACCAGGUGCGUGACACGUUGUAUUGAUGGGGGCCCGGUGGCGGCGCGGGCUGGGGCGAGGAGGAGGAGCGCAAGCCGCGGCCCAUCGGCACCGAGCGCGCCUGGAAGCUGACGGCCGGCGACGACUGGCCGCACCCGCACCACCCGCACCAUCCGCACCACCCGCACACGGACCACGACCGGUACCAGGUGCGUGACACGUUGUAUUGAUGGGGGCCCGGUGGCGGCGCGGGCUGGGGCGAGGAGGAGGAGCGCAAGCCGCGGCCCAUCGGCACCGAGCGCGCCUGGAAGCUGACGGCCGGCGACGACUGGCCGCACCCGCACCACCCGCACCAUCCGCACCACCCGCACACGGACCACGACCGGUACCAGCAGGGCGUGAGCGGCAUGGGCUCUGUGGGCGUGAACGUGGGCGCGCACGCGGGCGCCGGGCUGGAGUACGGCGCGGGCGCGGGCUCGGGCGCCACGGCCGCGGCGCUGUCGCUCAUGCAGGCGCUGCCGCUGCACUACCUGCCGCCGGCGCCGCCGCACGCGCCCGACCACCACCACUGGGACCAGCACCACCAUCCUGAUAAACAGACUUGGAGCAAGUGGAGCCACUAGACGGCUCCCGACCUGCCUUACGGAGGCGCGAGACUCGGCAUCGGUCGCGACGUUGGCUUCUCUCGUCGCCGCGCCUAACUAUCCGACGAGGAUUAUAUAUUAAUUGUAACCCUUGGAAACGGUGUAGAUAUUAGUGAGAAAGAAUUAUAUUAUACAGAUUAUCUAUAUACAUAAUAGAGAAAAUGUCCUAUCGAGAAACUACUUAUAACUGUACGAUCGACUGAAGUGAGCAUUAAACGAUUCAUUAUAAUGAAACUCGUGAGGGGAGCCGGAUGUAGUUUUAUUUGUUACUGCCGCUCGCCGCGCGACGUACUCUUAGACAAAUUAUAGUUUGUUAGUCGGCGUCGCCGUUCGUCUGAUGUAGAUAUUGCGUACUAACUUGUAACGUAGGUAGCUUGGAAUGUGAUUCCGAAGUGCCGGUCAGUGUUUUGCGUUGCCUCGAGCCGCCGCCCUUAUAUAUACAUAUUUUACACUAUAUUAUGGCAUAAUACGAUCUAUAAUUUCGACGAUUGAUAUUCUCGCAGAAAGAGGCGAAUUAUUAAACGUGUAUUAAUAAAUUUGCUUGUACAUGAAGAUUAAAUAUCAUAUAUUGAUGCACUGUA